CGAUCGGAUCUCCUCGAAAAAAUUUACAACAACGGUGAUGCAGUCGUUGGUGCUGAAGCGAGGCUCCUGACCCCCACACGCAGCUGUGUCCUUAGCAAAGAAAGUAAAAUUCCUCGAGUAGGGACGUGUGACAGUGGAGCAAGCGCCUCAUAUCUGUGUGCCCGAUUGCCUGACGUUCGUUGAGAAAAAGACAGUUUCGCAAAGCGUGUAAAACCGGUGAUGCAAAUGAUUCGUUCGUGACGUUGAUAGCGCACGGGAACAAAUGGAGCAACACCUACGGAAGCGUCUGAAGAGUAUAGUGCAACGAUAAAUCAUAGAAGCAGCCGCGGGGGAUAAAAUCGAGGAGACGUGUGCGACAAACGAGAUGUAAAAGUGACGUGCAGCGACGUCACGAUUCGCACCAGUUGUCUCGUGCUUUUACGCCAAGUCGGGAACCACUCGGACGAAGGUCGAACUCUUCACGGUAUUUCGCGGAAGUCCCGUACUUUAUUUCCGAGUGUCACGAUCCCAACAGGCACUGUUUUCUCAUCAUAAAAGUUGCCCGAAGCUAAAGAUUGUUUUAGGCAGUGUAAAGUGUAAGGGCGAUCUCGAAUUAGGUAACCCGAAAGGAAGGAAGUGCACCGGUCCAACCAAAGUGUGCUCGAUGUCGGAUUACGUCAAAGUUUAAUGGCUUUCAGGAUUUUUAAGUGACAUUCGAUCCGCAGUGUCGGAUGUUCGGAGAGUGAAGCUUCGAGGUGAAGGAAGAUCGGGGAAUCACCGCUUUUUUCGUCAUCGCCGAGUCAUCCGUUGGCGAAUAAAAAGAAAAGAGGAAAAAAAAAAGCGAAAAAAAUGAAAAAAACAAGAAUCGUGUCAGUAAAAAACCGGAGACGACGAUAGUUGUACACAAAGUUUAUUCGCACGAAUCCCGAUAUAAAUUGAUGACGUUGUACGGAGCAUAAAAUUGCAAAAACUAUGACGCCCCGUUCUCGUCGUCGUCAUUCGAGCUAUCGCAUGCUCGUUCGUGCAUGAAGGAAUCAUCGGGCUCUGCUACUUCCAGCAUUUAACCCUCGGUGCGCUGUGAUACGAAAUCGCCACCGAUAAGGAUAACCGUUGGGAAAAAGGUUGAACGCGAAAGGCGAUAGGGGGGAGGAAAAGCCGGGCGAUAGAAAAGGUAACCAAGUGCGAUAGUAACUGCGACAACUAAUCGCAAUCUCGCUACGUUACGUUGCUUGCGGCAACGUUUAGCGAUCAGUGAGUAAAAUAGCCAAAGGUUGUAAAGCAUAUUUUCCAUUAACCUCGUCUGGAACACCAGCAAAUGUGUCCGAGAAAGAGGUUCGAACUGUAGAGUUCCCUAGCGAAGGAACCUUGAACACAGGGUCGCAGUCGAUGGUGAAGGCCGAAGAAGAAGAAGAAGAAGAAGCACAACUGCGAAAAAUAAAGGCGAAGGAAGGAAGCAGAGGAGGAACAAGAAGAAGGUAUAAUUUGGUAUUACGUCGAAGCCGAAGAACACGCUGAAAUUUCUCCGGCUGACGACUCCGGCCGAGGUUUCGAUCUCUGUUCCAGUAAAACGCUUCGCCUGUAUCUCGACGGAGCGUGACCGCCAGGACGUCCUCGUGGUUCUAUCAGACCUUUCUGUAUACCAUUUUCGAUAUGUGUGCGGACGCUACGAAUACUAGUUAGAAUCGAUUCUGCCGCAGGAAGAGCGAGGGAGCGAGUGUGCUGUGCAUCGGGAAGGAAGAAACGAAGAAUCGCCUGGAGUAAGGCUCGGCAACGCGGAACAAAUUUACCUUCGUUUUCCGGACGAUUUGCGAAGGUACGCGAGCCGUGACAACCGCGGAAUCCACGAUUCGUCACGGGUGCGCACGCGCUCCCGCGUCGACGAAUCUACGCCGCGGAUAGUCCAACGUCCAUGGUCCGUUUCCCGACUCUGGAGACUCUGGAAUUGGCAAUUGUGAGCUCUGGAACUUGCAGCCGGGAGAGAAGUUGAGUUGGGAAAGAGGGGAAAAGGCGUGACAACUUGCCAGUGAAAUAUUUUGCUUGGUGUCAUUCGUUCGAUACCGCGCGAGCGCGCGUGGUUAGCCGGAAAAGUGACAGUGACUUAUCGAGACUGAACAGGCUGUCGACUCUCCCCCUUGGGCCGAUCCAUGCCCACGGUGUGACAUAAUUGAAGAAAGUGCUGAUCCAGCCUCAAACCCGUUAUUAAACUGGUGAACAUUGCGAUUGCAUUUCUCCGGGGCUGGAUUCCGGGAGAAACGCACGGAUAUCAAGCAGCCGAUCGCGAAAUUCAACUUGUCUACGCUACGAAGAAUAUUUUCGUGUCGGUUUAAACGGAAAAACGCGCACGCAUAUUACGAGCCGAUUUAUAGCGCUAUUUGCCAGGGAGCAGAUUUCUAAAGCCACGAGAUAACGCGCGCGAGCACGCGUUCCAUCAUUUUUCAUAAAAUAUACAAGAAAUUACUCUGCUGAUAUCGUUAACGAAUUCCGAUUAACUUCGGUGGAAGUAAUCGCAAACGAGUUUUCUUGAAGCCUCAAAAGAAAGGAGCUCAGCCAGACUGUGAUUUAUUCGCCUUUGCCAUAAUCUAGAACAGGGGAAUCUCAGCGGAAUUAACGUUUCACGGAGUUAUUAGUUUGUAGGGAGACCUCGAAAAACGAAAGUGCCGGGACAUGACCGGGAAAGUCUUCAGUGGCGCGAGAAGACGUUCGAAAAGUUACUGUCGUUGAAAAUAUCGCGUAUCGCAAAGAAACGACUCCGAAGAUUGAACGAGUGAAUAAGCGAGAGAUAAAACAACGUUUAAAAUGUCAUCGAACGGUGAAUUUUCGACAAUAUCGAGCGGCGAGAUGCCGUCUCUGCCAAAAUCGUUGCCCAGCUCAAGAGAGGCAACUGCUGAGGGUAACUCCAGUUCUUCCGGCGGUUUUAUGCCACUCGGGGAAUUCCUCGACCGCUUUUCCUUGCCGAGAGUCGUAAGACUCGAGGGUACCGGUGGCAGGCCAGUAUUGCUAUACAAACAACAACAAAGAUCGCUCAGGGUUACGGCAACAAUGCUGAUGCAUCGUUAUCGCCACGAUGUCAAAGUCGGACCGGAAAUCGUCAUUCCUGAAGGCUACCCGGGAUGGUUCUCGGUGGUAACGGGAAACAACGGAAUGGGCAGUGCGAGGGUGUAUCGCAGAGUGGAAAGUCUCGUACGUGCCGGAGUGCCAGCAUUUCUUCUGGCAACACCUCUUCGGGCUUAUACACUGACACAUUCAAAGAUGGAGGAUGGCAAUCUGAGAGCUCACUAUACAAAAACUACGAUAAGAGCCGGCGAAGUGCUUCGUCUUGUGGCGGUUUUUCAGGACACCCGAAAAUACAGUGGCGGUUUGUUCGGAAUUUCUGGUGGAACAUCAGAGAAAGAUCAGUAUGCACAGUGCUUGGAUUCACACGGCCACGAGGUCUUUGCGGCCCUGUCAGCACGGGGGGAAUUCUAUGCGACGUGUCAGAGUGGAUGUCCCGAUACCGGAAGUGAUGCUAUUCUUUACAGAGUUCAUCAUCUUGCACGACGAACCUUGCCCCUGAGAGUCCGAUUAGUAGCCGGUCCCCUGCCGAUACCGUUGCCACGGGAAUACGGCGGUCUCAUGCAGCUGGAAACUUCAACGAGGGGCUCGAUUGUUCUCGGCUGCAUAGUUCCCGAGCGACCUGUUCACAAUCCAGAGAUGCUAGAGCUCGUUGUUUCUGGUAACGGUGCACCGAGGGUCAGACGAGCAAGGCUCGGCUAUCCAUCGGAAGCGAGAUUGCUCACGUCACCGAAGAUGCAGCGGUUAUUGUCAGCCUGCAGUCGAGCUGUGGGAGACCGAGCGACAGAGCCUCGAGUAGCGCCGCACAAGCUUCACGGGAAUAACGAGGAUUUGAAAGAAAUGCAUUUGAAGAAGAUAAAACCGAAAGGAGAAGCAACGAAGCCGAUAAUGCAAAGCUUGCGCGAAGGGAUCGAGCAUCUGAAGAAAACAACGGUCCGAGAAAAGAGUCAAACACGACAAACAUCAUCGAACGGUUUCCUCGAUAGGAUCACAAAAUUGACGCAAGGUGGAAGAAGCCGAAAUCCAGCUAAAAAAUCGGCAUCUUUCACUUUUGCCUCGAGGCCACAAUUAAUAGUAAAAGCGGAAGAAAGAUACUCGAGCCUGGAGCCCGAAGCGUCGUCUCAGAACCACUCGAGCCAGGCGAAACAACCAGUUCAGAGAUCCGUCUCGACGAGUGUUUUAGAAAAUUCACCGCUCGCUUCGUCAGCAACAACGACGAAAGUAGAGCUCCAACCGAAUUACUCGAGAGUUCGCGACAGUCUCGCACCACUUCCUUCCCCGCCGCUUUCGACCUCACCUGGACGCACGAAAAACGAUGAGAUUUAUGCCGAAAUCUGCGAAAAUACACCAGCUAAAAUUCACGAGUGCUCGGGCAGUCACGUUAUUGCGAGAAUAAAAAUCGUCGUUAAGAGUAGCGAGUCUUACAGAGACGAUGAAAGAAACAGAAGAAUGAGAGAAGAAUUUAGAAAUUCUCUCAUAUCCGAUCAACAAAUGGACUCGAUUAUCAGUACCGAAGAUGAAGUCAUAUACAACACGAUUUUUUGAUGAGUGCAUCGCAUAAAAAUUGAUCGAUACCUUGCCAAGUAAUGAGCAAUGAAAAAUUAUUCAACCGGAAAAUCUUUCGAGACUACCUCAAUGAAAAUUUUUGUUUUCGAAAAGUCUAUUUGUUGCCACCGAAGAAUGUUCCUGUUCAACUUGUAUUUUAUGUACAUAGUUUACAAGUCGAAUACACUUCUUUCGAUUAAAUUCUAUUGGGCACAGAGAAAAUAUGCUAGAAAAUUAAAAAGAUAAAAUAUGAUAGAGCGUCUUCGCAUAAACGGUAAUGAAUCACAUUUCCGCAAACUGUACCAUACAUAGAAUUGUAAAAAAACAAAAUGAUUACUUUAAUCUGUAAAUAUUGCAAUAUUUCCAUUAAAACUGUUGUAGUAAAUUUGUUUUUUUUUGUCCUAGACAAAAAAAUGAAUCAACGAUUGCGUCCACUUUAUUUCGACGCAAAAAAGUCAAAAUUUAAUUGAAUAUUUGAAUUUUUUUAGUUGAAUUUCCUUUUGACUAAAUGUGGGAUUGUCCUUCGAAUACCGAAGAGAAUUAAAAACAAAAAGUACCCAAUGGACGAAUAAAAUAUUGAGAAGUUUA
Molecule: messenger RNA, 5163 nt
Organism: Venturia canescens
Lineage: Eukaryota; Metazoa; Arthropoda; Insecta; Hymenoptera; Ichneumonidae
Exons: 6
Coding region: 2776-4575 (599 amino acids)
Source: RefSeq, a predicted model, not a curated record